Paramecium sonneborni is the source of this 799-nucleotide messenger RNA. NCBI's taxonomy places the organism in Eukaryota, Ciliophora, Oligohymenophorea, Peniculida, Parameciidae. The record is from the annotation of a GenBank genome assembly.
AUGAUUAAGUAGUUUAUUAAUGAAUAUGAAAUUUAUAGAGACAUAAAUAUUUAGUAGUUAAUUAUUUUAAAAUGUAAAUAUUAAGAUGCAAUAAGUUAAACUUUUUAAUACAGCUAUAAUGUAAUGAGUGGAAUACAUAGAACAAUGUUAAAAGAUUAUGAUGAAAGAGAAAGGAAAUUAAGUUUAAUGUUAGAUUUAGAUUUGCAAUAAUCCAGAUUUAAUAAGAAUAAGAAAAUAUGCUGUGGUAAUGAGAUUUAAUAUUAUUUAAGAAAGGAACUUAUUAAUUCAUUUUCAAGUACAUUAACAAAUGAUAACAGAAAUGAUUUAUUAAAAAGAAACUAAAAAUAAAAUUAAUUUAGACUACACUACCAAAAGAAGUUGAAGUAGAUUUUGGAUAGAUUUUCAUUAGUUGCUUUAGAUUGUUUAGGUAUAAGUUAUAGAAGUUCAUUAUCAAAUGAGUCUUUAUAUACACAAUUUUAAAAGGUUGGCUAUUGGUUUAGGGGAAUAUGGGGAUCGAAGUAUGACAACUAGAUUAAAACAGGAUUUUUGAUGAUGAAAUAGAAGAAUAAUAAAAUAUAUCUGAAAAUUUUGUAGAAGCUAAGUAUUUCAAAGGACUACUAUAGGAGAGGAAACUAUUUUUGAAGAAAUAACUCAUUAAUCAUAAUAGGAAGUAGAAAACCUGGUUAAGAGGAUAAGAUAAAUUGUAUAUGUUUGGGGAUUAGAAAUACGUUGUUGUCCUAGGACAGAUGUUAAAGAUUUAUUUGUUAAAGCUCCAGAAGAUAAAGAAUCUUUAGAAUGA